Molecule: messenger RNA, 590 nt
Organism: Aureococcus anophagefferens
Lineage: Eukaryota; Pelagophyceae; Pelagomonadales; Pelagomonadaceae
Product: expressed protein
Exons: 2
Source: RefSeq, a predicted model, not a curated record
CAGCCACUGCAGCGACGAUGGCCAUGUUGCUCUCGACGAGAUUGGUCGCGGCCCGCGUCGGCGCCCCCCUCGCGCGGCGGGCGGCGCGCCCCCUGAGCGACGCCGCGGCGGGCCUCCAGCUGAGCUUCAGCUCGCCCCACACGGUCUUUUAUUUCGAGCAGGGCGUCGACUCCGUGACGCUGCCCGGCGUCUCCGGCGAGUACGGCGUCACGUCGGGCCACUCGCCCCUCGCGGAGCAGCUCAAGCCGGGCGUCGUCUCCAUCAUCCACGCCGCGGGCGACGAGCCGGAGAAGUACUUCGUCUCCGGCGGCUUCGCGUUCACGGACGACGUGAAGACGGAGGUGUCGGCGCUCGAGGCGAUCAAGCUCGAGGACCUCGACGCCGACAAGAUCAAGGCCGAGUACUCCAAGGUCGCGAGCGCCGAGGACGACGAGUCCAAGCUCGUCGCCGAGACGACCAAGGCCAUGGCCGCGGCCAUCGGCGUCACGCUCUAGGCGGCGCGCGCGAGACCCCCGCGGCGCCGGAAGUCGACGCGGCCGCGGCGCGGAUCCCCCUUUCCCCCCACACGCCCUAACUAUCACCGGAAAGCC